This is a messenger RNA of Hippopotamus amphibius kiboko, 8586 nucleotides long. It is a transcript of the gene MPPE1, whose product is annotated as metallophosphoesterase 1. The record is from RefSeq and is a predicted model, not a curated record. NCBI's taxonomy places the organism in Eukaryota, Metazoa, Chordata, Mammalia, Artiodactyla, Hippopotamidae. Gene Ontology annotation, biological process: GPI anchor biosynthetic process; endoplasmic reticulum to Golgi vesicle-mediated transport. The transcript is spliced from 9 exons. Gene Ontology annotation, molecular function: phosphoric diester hydrolase activity. Gene Ontology annotation, cellular component: endoplasmic reticulum-Golgi intermediate compartment. Bases 5379 to 6587 code for a protein of 402 amino acids.
CCAGGAAUCUUGUCCUCAGCCUAAAGUUGCUAUCCUCCACCUGGGUGGGGGGCCUUAGUUCUGCAGAAGAGCUCAAAGAUAUUGUUAAGUGUAUCUCUUGAGGGGGAACUGGAACCCUGCCCCAAGGCUGCACUGUUGUUUCGUGACUGCUCCUCCCUUGUCUCUGCAUCCCCUUCCUUCCCUGAUAAGUACCUGAUGAACCUGCCCCUUUGGAACUCAGGGAAGGUCAAGGAGGCAGAAUGAAGCCUAUUUCCUGCAAAUAAGAAACGGAGCACACAGAAAGUCCUUGAACCAGGGAGGGUCUCACAGGGUCCUGCACCAUUUCAGUAGAUGUUACUGAGCUGUUUUUUUACCAUUGUCCUCUGUAGUGUCAGGAAUAAGAAGUGUGUGUAUGUGGUAGAAGUCAAAAUACCAAGAUUCAGCCCUGUAGGGCUCACCAGGGCCUCUUACAUGUAGACAAGCCUGGGGAGGUUGUCCUAUAGCUGUGAGUCUGCCCCUUAAUCUGAGGCCAGACCAGCUGUGUCGGGAGCCUGUGUGGCUUUCUUGCUGUGUUAAAUUUGAUGAGCUCAGUAAAACCUACGAAUUGAACUUGGGGAGUGAAAACAAUAACAUUUUAUUAAUUUUGCCUUUUGAGCCCAAAUCUGCUAAUGCAGAGCAAAGGCUUCUAAUAUGGACAGGAUUAUUCAUCAUUAAUCACAAGAAGGCAACACACAGAAUAUAGUUUUUAUCAUAAACUCCCACUUCCUCCUCUUACAGGCUAGUGAUACAGAUGGAUAAACAUGUCUUUUCCGUGUGUUCAUUGAUCAGGAAGGAGGGGAUGGUGGCAUCUGGGCCCGAGCUGCUCUGAGGAAGGACCAGACCCCCUGUCACUUAGCCUAGGAAAGGACACGUUUUCUCUCUAUUUGCCUGUGAGAGUCUGGAUGUGGAAGGGACAGUAGCAUUUGGUGGUUCGAGCUGUGGCCGUGUUACUGGAAGGGGUCCGCCUUCCAGGGCCCAAGGGUGGGCUCUUGUCUAACACUCGGAAAUGAAUUGUGCGAAGAGACACGUGCUGAUGAAGCAGAAGCCUUUACUUUAGUGGGAAGGGGUGCCCGGUGGAGAGCAGUAGGGGAAGGGGUGCCCGGUGGAGAGCGGUAGGGGAUGGGAACCUGGGAGACCUGCUCUGCCACGUGCUCGAGUCUCAGGGUUCAUGGUAAUGGGUUAGCUCUCCAGGUUGUCUCUGGCCAGUCGUCUUGCUUAUGCACAUAUUUGAUCCGAUUCCUGGCGGUGCAGGCAUCUCAGUGAAGAUGGAUUCCAGCGCAAGGGUUUCUGGGAGGUUGGCAGGACAUAUCAUGGGCUGGUGUCCCCUCCCUCCUUUCGGCCCCUCCUGAAUUCUUCUGGCUGGCUGUAGCUUGUCAGUCUGAGGUCCUUAUUGGGACCUCCUGUUGUGAGAUAACUCAUUGCAAGUGGUUAUUAUCCUGCCUGGCCAGGGUGGGUGGUUUCAGUCAGCGGUUCUUUAACAGCUUUGGGGAUCUUAAAUCACUGGCUUUUCUUGUGGGUUGAGAUAAAACUUAAAGUGUACUUUUCGUGAGGCAAGCGUCUGGGAGCUUCGGGUGUGAAGCAUUAGAAGCGCCAAGCAGGGAAUGAGUGGAGAAGCAGGGUCAGCACCGGUGGCCACGGUUCCCAGACCCUCUGGUCACUGGCCCUCCUUCCCCGGGCCCGCUGGAUUGUGCUGACUGAGCCUGCAGGAACCCUCUGGGCGUGAGCUUCACUCUGAUCUCAUCCUGACAAGCCUGCCUCGUAGGGGUGAAAUAAAAUUCAUAUUUUAUGCCAAGAUGAGAAAAACUUAGAUAUAAAAAUUUUCUCUGCCCAUUGGGGCAUCCUCCUCCCUUUAGUGUGUGCUGUGCACCUGCACUGACCAGCCCUCCUUAGAGACCAGUCCUCCUUAGACAGGGCCUUCCUUCUUUAUCUCAUCAAGGGCCAGCUCCUUACGGGGUGACUUUCCUUCUUCAACUUGUAAGGAGCCACAGGGACCCACCACCCACCACUCGUACAUGCAGGUCUGGAUUGUGUAAACUGUGAACGAUCCAUCUGAUGUAUGACUGUCUCAGAAACAAAAGACCAUCCCCCAGGUUGGCUUGAGUAAAAUUUUCCAUUUUUUUCUUAGAUUGACUGUUGGUUAAUUUUCCCAUCAACAGUAGAAAGACUUACUUAAAAAAAAAAGAAGCACUCUUGUGAACAUUUCUGUCAAUCUCAGCAGUCACAGCGGGGGUGGGUGCUGUGACCCCUAGAGGCCCAGGGAAGGUCGGGGACUUGUUGAGGUGUCUGAGCAGACCAGGAGGUGAGCAGCGGGGUCCCUGAGGCCACCGGCUGGGAGUGAGCAGAGAGCUGUCAGAAGCAGCCGUGGCGGUAGUGACGUCUGGGCCCCUAGCGUAGGGCUUGGAGCCGCAUCUGGUUCCUUCACCCCGUCAGCCCCAAACACUGCCUUCACUUCAGAAGGUAAAGGGGGUGGGCUGUGGCCAUGACAUUGUAGACAGUGUUGGGAACAUGACUUUGAUGGAUGGUACAGUGAGUUUUGGAAAGAGGAAGAAAAGCAGUUUCCAAGAUUUGAGCAAAGGGAUUUCUGUUUGAAGGAUUUGGUGUCAGAAGCUGUCAAAUAUGGUUUUCACUCUGAUGGGGAUUUCAAUUUUUUUUGAUGAUCGUAUUAUACCAGGUUCAUGUGGUAUUAGGGUUUUCUCCUGAAAAUGUGUAACAGUAACAGGAGCAGCUGGCUGGCCUCCUGCCCCUCCUUUCCUUUCUUCCCCCUCCCUGGUCCCUGCCUCCUUCCUUCCAAGUCCUCUGUCUGAAGGGCUCCAGUGGGAUGAUGGUGUUUGUUUCCAACCUGGAAGCCUGAGGAGGGGCCAGGGCUCCGUGCUCCCUGGUCCCUUUGCCUGGGCCCUUGUCUAAGCUGACAGUGCGGGGCAGAGGGCGGCUGGGAGGGGUCAUCCUUCUGCUCUUGUGUCGUCCCCCCCCCACCCCCUUGCACCUGGCCGAUCAGCCCAGGUGUCCCCGCCCUGUGCUCCUAGGUCUCUGUCACCGCACCAACCACACCACCGGGAACAAGGAGCAGUGGGCAUGGAGGAGCUGUUUAACUUGUCCUUCAGGUUUUCUCCUUGGGAAACGGGGGCCCACAGAGAAAGGCUGCAGACGGGAGGCUCCAGACCAGCCCCAGGGCUGGGGCUCCCUCCCUCCCCGUCCUUGUGGGCGGGGACCUUAGGUUCUAGCAAGUAUCUGCUGCUAUUUUGGCCUUAGCUUUGAGGCUUUUAAGAGAUUUCUUUUGAAAGAAAAUGGGACAGUGAGAGCAAAUGGUUUUGACAUGAGGCCAAGCUGAGGAGGCUGAAGGUGUUGAGGGGGGUUUGUUACUCCUUCGAAGUUCCUUUGCUUUUCCCUCUUUUAUCAGCAAGCGGAGAGUCCGUGCCCCGAGUCCCACUGAUGUUUGUCCAUGUCUGAGGUGGGAGCACGAUGGGUGCAUGGCAGCCAAAGGACUCGCUCCUCCUCGUGCUGUCCGAGGCGGCGCUGGCUGUGGGCAGAAGUGCACCUGGGGUGACAGCAUGUCACGAGGCGUCGCUACCACCCUCAGGGCCACUGUGCCCUCUCCGGGGCAUCCCCUGUAGGAGAUACUCGGCCUGUGUGGGUCAGCCUCAGAGAAAACGGGUGCGGAGGACGGUCUAGUCAGAGGGGAGGGGCUGGCCCUCAUCCCUGACCGCCCAGACUUGGGGGUAAAGUUGUCAUGUGUUGUGUGUCUUCUGUGAUCCCAGGUCACAUGUGCGACUGCCCGUGGUCUCUGCGUCCCAAGGGACGUAUUUAAAAUCCAGUGUUUGAGUCCUGCUUCUCUCCCGUCGGGUACUUACUAUAAGCAAUGCAGUUCGUGUGCAGACGCUGGACGGGGAGACUGGAGGCACCCGCGCAUCAUUUCCUCGUUUUUAAAAAGCUGCCCGUGUGGGUGAGUCCUAAGCAGGACAGCCCCACUGUUGUCGGCAGGGUUUCAGUCAUCACGAGCAGGCUUCCUCGUUGAUCAGUUUCUGCUGUUUUCAGUGUUGGGGUAUGUUUGAAACUUUUGUUUAGUGGCUCAACAUACACAUUUGCCCCUGUUUGUUUUAGGCGAGGUUUUGCAGUUUUUCUGCGUCUCAGCGGUUGUGUGUUAUGAACCCCACUGUGGAGUAAGCUGGGCUUUUACAGGUGCAGGUGCAAACCUUCUGGAAGCUGCACUUUGCAGAGACUGCUUUAGGCCCUAAAAGAAUGAGUGUCCUUGUCCCCUUGGCGGUCAGCCAUAUGAAGGUUCUUAAGUCCAUCCUAGAAAAUCACCUCCUGGGAAAGGAUUCUCUAUACUUACUGGCUCAGUGUCUCCACAGCCCCCCCAGCCUUCUGGAUUUUCUCCCGAGUCUGAGCUCUCUGUGGCCUCCAGGUCACCAGCUGUUGGAGGUUCCUUCACUAGUGCUCACCAGGGUCUUGAGCACUAGUGGAGGAACCUAAAGUGGAAGGCCACCUCUCAGAGCCCAUCUCAGCCACGCUUUCAUCAACAUUCUUGUCAGAUGUGUCAAAAAUGGGUGCCGAGUUCACCUACGAUUCAGACAGAUCCGUGAACAUGUAACAGGUUCCUGCACAUAAAUGUCUUAUAAAGGAAGCCAUCCAGAGUUUAAGGCUAAUGUGCAGGUGAAAGCCUAUGUUUGUGGAAACGUGUGUAACCCCAACGCAGUGUUCAUGGCUGUGGCUCCGUCAUACCCCGGCUCUGAGUCAGUGAGGAAGCACCUUGUCCGUGAAUUCCACUUCUUUUGUGGAAAAGCCGUAUAGAAAAGCGGGUAAUUCACACCAAAGGCAACGUGUUACAGGGGCUGCAUUACAUGGGGCUACGGCCUGUUGAUUUUCGAGGAGGUUGGUGGUGGGGAAUCCUUCUGGGAGCCAGGUGGAACCUACUUGCUAACUUCUGACUUCUCCAGUUAUGUCUCCUGCCUUAACAAAGAUCCUUCCUUAGACUCCUGUGUCUGAUGAUUUCUAAAGUAGUAUUAAGACUUUGUCAUCGUGGUGGGAAGAUCAUUCUGGUAGCCAUCCUGGCACCUGGAAGUGUAGAGACUGCCAAGGAAACCAUUGUUUCCCUUAUUGGUGAGUCAUGUGGCCGGUAGUCCUUGUGAACGUGCGGGACCGUCCUGUUUAUCUGGGAAGGUGAUAGGGUUCUGGAAUUCCUAGGUCUUACUGGAGGGCUAGUGACGGUGGCUUGCUAAGGGACACACAUCACCUUGUCCUCUCCCUCUGCCUGCAGGUACGCAGCCAAGACCCCAACGCCAGCUGCACCCAGCCCGGGAGUCUAGUUUCCUCGUGGGAAGUCUCGUGGAUUUGACUCGGCUGCUGUACCCCCGGGCAGGGACAUGGCUGCAGGGGACGUGGCCACAGCCCGGCUGGGGGCCGGGAGGCAGCACCUCCAUCCCCUGAAGAGGAGGGGCUUGGUUCUGCUGAAAUUCAUGGCUGUUGUCUUUGCAGUGCUUCUCUUCUGUGAAUUUCUAAUCUAUUACCUCGUGAUCUCCCGGUGCAGUUGGCCUGCGGUGAGAACUCCCACGAAUGCCGGUGGCCGUGGGGCCCCCGAGCCAGUGCUCAGGGCCAUGUUCUUGGCUGAUACCCACCUGCUCGGGGCCGUGAGAGGCCACUGGCUGGACAAAUUACGGAGGGAGUGGCAGAUGGAGCGAGCCUUCCAGACGGCGCUGUGGCUGCUACAGCCGGAAGUCGUCUUCAUCCUGGGCGACGUCUUCGAUGAAGGGAAGUGGAGCUCCCCCCAGGCCUGGGCGGACGAUGUGGGGCGCUUCUGGAAGAUCUUCCGACACCCGCCACAUGUGCAGCUGAGGGCCGUGGCUGGCAACCAUGACAUCGGCUUCCACUACCAGAUGAACACGUACAAAAUUAAACGAUUUGAGAAAGUUUUCAACCCUGAAAGGCUAUUCUCUUGGAAAGGAAUUAAUUUCGUGAUGAUCAACAGUGUUGCACUGGAAGGGGAUGGCUGUGACAUCUGCUCUGGAGCAGAGGCCGAGCUCGUGGAAAUCUCUCGCCGGCUGAACUGCUCCCGGGAGCAGGAGCAUCGCCCCCACGGGUGUGGAGACAGGCGGCGGCUGCCACCCUCGGCCCCCAUCCUCCUGCAGCACUUCCCACUUUACCGGAGAAAUGACGCCAACUGCUCUGGGGAGGACUCGGCUCCCCCCGAGGAGAAGUACACCCCUUUCAAGGAGCGAUAUGAUGCGCUGUCCAGGGAGGCCUCGCAGAAGCUGCUGUGGUGGCUCCGGCCGCGCCUGGUCCUCAGUGGCCACACGCACAGCGCCUGCGAAGUCCUGCACGGGGCCAGUGUCCUGGAGGUCAGCGUGCCGUCUUUCAGUUGGAGAAACAGAAACAACCCCAGUUUCGUCAUGGGCAGCAUCCUGCCCACAGAGUUCGCCCUCGCCAAGUGCUACCUGCCCUGCGAGGACACGGUUCUGACCACGUACUGCGUGGCUGCUGGGGGCCUCGUGCUCCUCACGUUCGUCCACGCUGGGCUUCUGGCCUCACCUUUUCAUCUUGGUUGGAACAUGCUCAGAAAGUUUAAGACGACGUGAGUAGCAGGAGACUUUCUGUACUUAGUAGUAAGUCCCAAAGCCAAAGAAACUGAACUUUGGGCAAUGCUCAUGGACAGCGAGACCAGAGUUGGCUGUGGACACAGCUUGUGGGGUCUGAGUCGCUGGUACAGAGUCCUGCAGAAUCAGUAGUUGACUGUGCUGUUCUCAUGCUGCAAAAAUGGGACGUCUCUACAACAGGUGUGUCUUCUCUUUUUAUCAAGUAUAUGUGUAAUCAAAGACUGUAUCUGUACAAUGUGUAAAAGCUAUGAAUGUCAUCACUCACAUGCACUAGACAGCCUUCCUUCCCCAAGACGGAGGGUCAACUGUGCACAAACACCGGGUUUGCUUCUGUCCUCCUAUGAGCAGUUCUCAAGUUCCUAUACUUUACAAAGCUGUAUGCUUAAAAUAAAAUGCAGAUGCUACGAGCAGGAGUAUAUUUUCUCACAGACUUGUAUUUCUAUGCUAAAUUAAUGGAAUCAGAUUUUUAGAUGAGUGUGAUUUUUCUCUCCAGCAGACCAAGUUGUUAAAUCUGAAUCAAAUGCUUAUCAGUGAUCAAAAGAAAUGGACCAGUAAAGGCUUUUCAUAUUUAAAAAUUAAUAUGCUGAGGGGACUUCCCUGGUGGUCCAGUGGUUGUGACUCUGCGCUUCCAAUGCAGGGGGUGCAGGUUCGAUCCCUGGUCAGGGAACUAAGAUCCCACGUGCUGCGCAGCCAAAAAAAAAAAAAGCCGUGGUAAUUUUAAGCCAGAUAAAUUCUUUUUGUGUUUUUUCUAAGAGUCUCACUCUUCAAAUCAAACUUUUAAAUAGGAAGUUUAGUUACAGGGGAAUUGUUGAAUAAUAAUGGAUGUAAAAAUAUACAAUUUCAUUUUUUUGGGUGUAUGUAUGGGGCUGUAUCUCCUCAGGUUUUCUUCAUGUUUUAUCUUGAAAAUUCAGUGGAAACUGAAAAUCAUUUCUACUUUAUGAGUCUCAGUUCAACUGAAAGUGUUAUGAAAUAGUCAAGGAUGACAGCAACAGGAAUUUGGUGAUAAUGAGAUUAAAAAAUGUGACAGUGCAUUGUCUGUAAAGUUGUCAUCCUUUAUUACAUGGAAGAGUAGUAUUUAAAUGUGCAUAAGUUUACAAAAGGGUUAUAAGACGCUGCUUUAGAGAGUAAACUUUAAAAUACUAAGGACAAAAUGGAAGUUAAUGCAGUAAUGCAGGCUAGGCUGCCCCAUCUCUGCAUUUGUGCUGUUGAAAUAUAACCUUGGACAAUCUAACAGAUUCUCUUUGACCUGAGAAAAGCACCCUCAAGGCCGUCGACAGACAUGAAUGGCUUCAAGGUCUUGAGCUGCAUGUAACUCAUGAGGCUGCAUUUGCAAAUCGUUCAAGGCUGAGAAACCGCCAUGUAUUCUGAGUCUGUGUUUCAAAUAAAGGUUUUGUAAUGCUGCUUCUUCAAAAGGCCAAUCAGAUUCUAUCCUUUGAUUCUCCAAGUCCAGACACAAACCUGGAACCCUUGUCUUUUUCUUGCUGUUUGUUUAUGAUGGGACCUAUGGUUAAAUAAGUGGUUCAAAAACUUUGACUAAGGGAAUGGGUGACCUUGGAAAAGUCUUUAAGUAGCCAGAUAAAUGAGAAACAUGUUUGCUGGAGAGAAAAAACAUCCUUGGUUCCCUGAAAGAAGCUUGUGAUGUGGGUAUGGCAUUUUGUGUGAUGUGGAUGAUUAAUGUGUAUCAUUUAUAUUUAUAUAAAUUUAUAUAUAUGUAUUUAUCCAGGAGUAUUGUUAAAAAGUACCAACCUGAUAAAAUACCCUGAACUCUACAUACACCAUUCACUCCCUUUCUCAGAGCAAGCGGAGGUAUGAUGACAGCUGUUCAGCACAACAGAAACACGUUUCUUUUACAGGGACAGCCAUAGUCAAGGCACGGAGAUCUACAGGGAUUUUCCUUGAGUAGUUUUACAAAAUAAUAUUACAUUUUGUGGUCUGUACAUUGUAAUAAACCAGCAAUAAAACAACAAAAAGAACCUAUGAA